Paraphaeosphaeria sporulosa is the source of this 832-nucleotide messenger RNA. RefSeq lists its product as uncharacterized. The record is from RefSeq and is a predicted model, not a curated record. Bases 157 to 633 code for a protein of 158 amino acids. Gene Ontology annotation, cellular component: membrane raft; Ragulator complex; late endosome membrane. The transcript has 3 exons. Gene Ontology annotation, biological process: positive regulation of TOR signaling; positive regulation of MAPK cascade; regulation of receptor recycling. NCBI's taxonomy places the organism in Eukaryota, Fungi, Ascomycota, Dothideomycetes, Pleosporales, Didymosphaeriaceae.
GCCCCGCCCAUUGCUUGCCCCAACAUGCCCCCGCAGCCAUAACGGUGGCUGUACUCGCAUCCAACGCCUCUGCGUGCUUGACGUCCUUCGUCGCGCGGCUGUCCGCGCGGUGCUGCUGCCAGUGCCAGCCCGCCGCAAGCUGCACGCUCCCAUUCCAUGGGCAUCUGCUCGUCAUGCCUGGGCCUCGCCCGGCGGCCCUCAGACGCUGAGCGGUCUGACAGCUCUCAUCUCCUCGGGGACCCUUACCAGCCGCAAUAUGGCAGCAUCAAUCAACCGAGCGCCCACAGCCUGCCCCAACCCGACCCCGAAGAGAUCAGGAGACAGCGAGACGCGCUGGAGCGUAUCUGCGCUCAGACUUCCGACAAGUUGAUCCACGUCUCGCAAGCCGCCUACACCGACGACAGCCACCACUCCGAGUACCUGCGCCUCUUCAACGAGCGCUUCCCGCCCAUCAAGUCCGCGAGCCGCCCAUCCUCUGCCCACGACGACCAGCACCAAGACGAGGCCGCCUGGUUGGCCAGCGUCGUCGGCAGCUCCAACGACGCCGAGGGAAGCUGGGAGCGGGUCGAGCCCAUUGAGUCUGGGGCUCUGACGGUCCAGUUUGGCGAGGCCCUGAGCGACAGGAAACGGUAACGUCCUUGUGUCGCCCACCAUCUGCGCUAGGGCAGGGCUUGUCGCACGCCGCUAUUGCUUGUUUUACUGUGCCUGUCCCUCGGGCUGUUCUGAUACCCACCCCCAAUUUCUUAGCUCCAUCAGACAUGUCUCGGAUCCUAUUUCCUCUGUUACAUCUGCGUCAGUCAGUAGGCAUCUACUGCGCUAAUACCAUUCCAUC